Molecule: messenger RNA, 2109 nt
Organism: Plectropomus leopardus (leopard coralgrouper)
Lineage: Eukaryota; Metazoa; Chordata; Actinopteri; Perciformes; Serranidae
Source: RefSeq, a predicted model, not a curated record
UUCUUUCCCCUACGUUCUCUAAUUUUCUACUACUUCCUGUCAUGUGCAGCAGCAACAGGAAGUAUGCCUGGCAUAGAGUAUGAUUAUGGCAUUAGCCCCAAAUUUGUUUGCACGCCAAUCCCCCCAGAAGCAGACCCCAGCUGCUACUCCCCACCCAGUGUGCCCCAUGGACCGAGCACUAACAGCCACACAAACGGCCACAACGGCAGCAGCCGGAGAGGCAUGAUGUCAGACGAGGCCAAAGCCACCAUCUUGCACCUGCGCGAGAGCCUUGUGAGGCAAAAGGAGACCAUCCUGGACCAGCGGGAGACCAUCAGGGAGCUCACCGCCAAGCUCACCUUGUGCGAAGGCUUCGGUGGUCACCAUGGUACUGAUCACCAUGACAACCAUCGCGACAACCAUCACGAUACCCAUCAUGACAAUAACCAUGAUGGCCACCAUGAUGACCACCAUGGGCAUCACAGCAACCACCAUACACCAUCAUCGUCACACCACGGGCCUUCUGCGUACCACAGUAACGAUCACCACUACUCCCACGGCAGCCACAGGUCAGACCCCCACCACAGGAAGGGCUCAUCAUAUGGAAAACACAGCUCCUUCUCCCCUGAACAGACAGGCAAAACACUGCAGACACUGAAGGAGAGGCUGGAGAGCUUACAGGCCAGAAACUCCUCCAGCUCGUACUCCAGCUCCCUGAGGGAACUCCUCCAGCGAAAGAUCACUGCCCUGGAGGACCAGCUGCACAGCUACUACCGAGAUCACCAUGACUACAGUCACCACAACGACCACCAUGGUGAUCAUCAUGAUGACCACCAUGAUGACCACCACUCCGACCAUCACGGCAGCAGCCACCACAACGACCAUCACGAUGAUCACCAUGAUGACCACCAUAGCAAUGGCCACCGUCCCAACGACCACGAUGACCAUCAUGGUAAUGGUCACCGUAACGACCACCAUGAUGACCAUCGUGGAAAUGAUCACCAUGAUGACCACCGUGACAGCCAUCAUAACAACCACCACAGUAGCCACAGGAACAGCCAUCGCGGCAGUCACCAUAAUCGUCAUCACGACCACCACUACGACUGGCACCACAGCCGGUAUCGUGGUCACUAUGGCAACCAUCACAGCUACCACCAUGACGGCCAUCAUGAUGACCACCACAAUGAUCACCACGAUGACCACUAUGAUCACCCUGAUGAUCACCAUGACAGCAGUCAUCAUGAUGAUCACCACGACUAUCAUCACGGGCCUGACCACCACGAUGACCACCACGAUGACCACCACGAUGACCACCAUGAUGACCACCACGGCAAUGACCACCAUGACAACCCCCAAGACAACCAUCAUGGCAACGAUCAUCACCCACGGCGGCUUCCUUUCAGCAGCAAAGAGACGACACUGCGGGGCGCGGGACACGGCAAGCUUGAAACUGUGCUCAGUCAAUUGCACCAUGGCAACAAUGACCACGGAACCCACAAGAAGCUAAAGAGUCCCAACGCUUUCCUGCUUGACUUUCCCAUGAAGACCAACUACAUGUAUGGCAGGAUGAAGCGGUCAGUGGUCAACGAAAUCUUCGCCAUGACCAUCUGCCUGUGGUUGAAGGCAGGUGCAGGUCCCGGCCUCGGUACUCCCUUCUCCUACGCCGUGGCUGGACAAGCUAAUGAGCUGGUGCUCAUUGAGUGGGGCAGCAACCCCAUGGAGCUGCUAAUCAAUGACAAGGCGGUGACAUUGCCCAUAACCAUGACAGAUGGGAAGUGGCAUCACGUGUGCGUGACGUGGACAACACGCGACGGUGUCUGGGAGGCCUACCAGGACGGAGUGAAGAAAGGUUCGGGGCAAAAUCUGUCAGCCUGGCACCCCAUCAAACCAGGAGGGAUCUUCAUCCUGGGCCAGGAGCAGGACACAAUGGGAGGUCGCUUCGACGUCACACAGUCCUUCAUAGGAGAGCUGUCUGACCUCCAGUUCUGGUCCAGAGUCUUGCCGCCCAGCGAGAUCUACAGCCAGGCCACCUGCGGAGGCCACCUCACUGGUGAUGUCAUCUCCUGGACCGAGGAUGCAGUGGAGCUCCAUGGAGGGCUCACCGAGCUCCCCUUUGACCCCUGCCACUAA